This is a messenger RNA of Ficedula albicollis (Collared flycatcher), 2015 nucleotides long. Its product is annotated as leucine-rich repeat protein SHOC-2. The transcript is spliced from 8 exons. Lineage: Eukaryota; Metazoa; Chordata; Aves; Passeriformes; Muscicapidae. The record is from RefSeq and is a predicted model, not a curated record. The coding region runs from base 230 to 1978 and encodes 582 amino acids. Gene Ontology annotation, molecular function: protein binding.
UACUAAUACGGAGCAUUUGACCUGAUCUCUGCAGCUGAAUCUCCUGAUAGUAGGAUUAGGAAAGAGUGCCUUCAGAACCAAUAUGUAGCAAAUGGGUGUCACACCUCUGAAGCUGCUGUCUGGGUUGAACACUUGCAUGUUUUAAGGAUCCUUGUUGCCUCAGCAUUGAAUUUUUCUUGUGGACUUCAGAAACAGAUUUCAUGUGGUGCUUGCUGAACAUUGAAUCACCAUGAGUAGUAAUCUAGGAAAAGAAAAGGACUGUAAAGAGAAGGAUCCAAAAGUCCAAUCAUCAAAAGAAAGGGAGAAGGAGGCUAAGGCCUCUGGAGGAUUUGGGAAAGAGGGCAAAGAAAAGGAGCCUAAGACCAAAGGGAAAGAUGCCAAAGAUGGAAAGAAGGACUCCAGUAGCACGCAGCCUGGGGUAGCUUUUUCAGUGGACAAUACGAUAAAAAGACCUAAUCCUGCCACAGGUACUCGCAAAAAAUCCAGCAAUGCUGAAGUGAUCAAAGAGCUAAAUAAAUGCCGGGAGGAGAAUUCUAUGCGCUUGGACUUGUCCAAGAGGUCUAUACACUUGCUUCCAUCAGCUAUCAAAGAGCUAACGCAGUUAACAGAACUUUAUUUAUACAGUAACAAACUGCAGUGCCUACCAGCAGAGGUGGGCUGUCUUGUGAACCUGGUGACACUGGCUCUGAGUGAAAACUCACUCACCAGUUUGCCUGACUCUCUUGAUAACUUGAAGAAACUGCGCAUGCUUGACCUGCGGCAUAACAAACUGCGAGAAAUCCCCUCGGUGGUGUACAGGCUAAGCUCCCUCGCCACUCUGUACCUACGCUUUAAUCGUAUAACUACUGUGGAAAAGGAUAUCAAAAACUUGUCAAAACUCACCAUGCUUAGCAUACGAGAGAACAAAAUCAAGCAACUACCUGCUGAAAUUGGUGAGUUGUGUAACCUCAUAACGCUGGAUGUAGCGCACAAUCAGCUUGAACAUCUUCCAGAAGAGAUUGGAAGCUGCACACAGAUCACCAACCUUGACUUGCAGCACAAUGAGCUCCUGGACCUGCCAGAAACCAUAGGAAAUCUGUCCAGUCUAAGUCGUCUUGGCCUGAGGUACAAUAGGCUGUCAGCAAUUCCCAAGUCUUUAGCAAAAUGCAGUGAACUCGAUGAGCUGAACUUGGAGAACAACAACAUUUCUACUUUACCAGAGGGUCUUUUAUCCAGCCUUGUCAAACUGACUAGUUUAACAUUGGCCAGGAACUGCUUCCAGUCCUAUCCUGUGGGUGGCCCGUCCCAGUUCUCCACAAUCUACUCUCUCAAUAUGGAGCACAACCGCAUCAAUAAAAUCCCCUUUGGAAUUUUCUCUAGAGCUAAAGUAUUAAGUAAGCUGAACAUGAAGGACAAUCAGCUGACGUCUCUCCCCUUGGACUUCGGGACUUGGACAAGCAUGGUAGAGCUGAACUUAGCGACUAACCAGCUCACAAAAAUCCCUGAGGAUGUAUCUGGGCUUGUUUCUCUUGAGGUUCUUAUCUUGUCAAACAAUCUCCUAAAGAAACUUCCACAUGGAAUUGGAAAUCUACGGAAACUCCGAGAGUUAGAUCUAGAGGAAAACAAACUGGAAUCCUUGCCAAAUGAAAUAGCUUACCUCAAGGAUCUGCAGAAAUUGGUUCUGACUAACAAUCAGCUGACCACCCUUCCCAGAGGAAUCGGUCACCUCACCAAUCUGACGCACCUUGGGCUCGGAGAGAACCUUCUCACACACCUUCCUGAGGAAAUUGGUACACUGGAGAAUCUGGAAGAACUGUAUUUGAAUGACAACCCCAAUCUGCACAGCCUUCCCUUUGAGCUGGCUCUUUGCAGCAAACUGUCAAUAAUGAGUAUUGAGAACUGCCCACUCAGCCACCUUCCACCUCAGAUUGUUGCAGGAGGACCCUCCUUCAUCAUUCAGUUCCUAAAAAUGCAGGGACCAUAUCGUGCCAUGGUCUGAUGCUCAUCGACUUGUCCAAUACACUGUACAAAAUACA